Parnassius apollo (apollo) is the source of this 2094-nucleotide messenger RNA. The record is from the annotation of a GenBank genome assembly. Lineage: Eukaryota; Metazoa; Arthropoda; Insecta; Lepidoptera; Papilionidae.
AUGACCCAGAAUUGUUGCUGGCGAGUUGGCGAGAUGCACACAGCCAGCACUGAGGGACAGUACCGCGGUACCAAUGGAUCUACUCAUGGUAGAGAUAAAGUCGCGAUAUUGGAUGCAGGCUCACAAUAUGGGAAGGUGAUAGACCGUAGGGUACGCGAGCUAUGUGUGGAAUCGGAUAUACUGCCUUUGGAUACUCCUGCGUACCAUCUCAAGGAAGCGGGGUACCGGGCUAUCAUUAUAUCAGGUGGACCGAACUCGGUAUAUGCUGAAGACGCACCGAGAUAUGAUGCUGACAUAUUCAAGAUAGGGCUGCCAGUUCUAGGUAUAUGCUACGGUAUGCAAAUGUUGAAUAAAGAGUUCGGCGGUUCAGUUUUGCGGAAGGAGGCCCGUGAAGAUGGACAGUAUGAAGUCGAAGUCGAGACCACAUGCCCGUUGUUCAACCGGCUGGAGAAGUUGCAGCCAGUGCUGCUGACCCACGGUGACAGUGUUCAGAAGGUGGGCGACCGCUUCCGCGUCGCUGCACACUCUUCCAACCAUCUCAUCGCCGCCAUCUACAACGAGCAGAUGCGCCUCUACGGAGUGCAGUUCCAUCCCGAGGUGGAUCUAACGCCCAAAGGCAAGCAGAUGCUGUCGAACUUCCUGUUUGAUAUAGCGGGACUAACGCGCACGUUUACGUUACGUUCUCGUCGCGAGGCUUGCGUGCAGUACAUACGCGAUACCGUCGGAGAUAAUAAAGUACUGGUACUGGUGAGUGGGGGUGUAGACUCUACAGUGUGUGCGGCUUUGCUAAGGACAGCACUUCGCGAGGACCAAAAUUAUUUAUUGAUGUUUGCAGGCUUCAUGCGCAAGAAUGAAAGUGCAAAGGUGGAACGAUCUCUACGUGAAUUAGGCGUGCGUCUACACGUCGUCAAUGCAGCUCAUCAGUUCCGCCAGGGCAGCACAACGGUCCGAGAGGCGGGCGGACGCGUACGCCACACGCCGCUGCUGUGCCACACCACCGCGCCCGAGGACAAGCGCAAGAUCAUCGGCGACGUGUUCAUACGCAUCGCCGAGCAAGCCGUGCGCGACCUCGAGCUGCAAGAAGAUCAAGUGCUUCUCGGCCAGGGAACACUUAGGCCGGACUUGAUCGAGUCGGCGUCAUCGCUGUGUUCCGGCAACGCGUCCACAAUCAAGACGCAUCACAACGACACGGAGUUGGUUCGUGUGUUGCGUCAACGUGGUCGCGUUGUUGAGCCACUGCGCGACUUCCAUAAGGAUGAGGUGCGCGUGCUGGGCACGGAGCUGGGCUUGCCGGCGGCGCUGGUGGAGCGGCACCCGUUCCCCGGGCCCGGGCUGGCCGUGCGCGUGCUCUGCCAGGACGAGCCCUUCGCCGAGCGCGACUUCUCCGAGACACAGGUUAUAGUAAAAAUUAUGGUGGAGUACGCCUCGAUGUGCCUAAAGUCCCAUGCAUUGUUGGGCCGCGUCGCGAACGCAACCACACCUACGGAGCAAGCGGAGCUCAAGCGCAUCUCUUCUAAAUCGCCCGUUGCCGCAACAUUGCUGCCAGUGCGCUCAGUUGGAGUACAAGGUGAUUCUCGAACUUACAGCUAUGCGGUGGCGUUAUCCACAGAACGCUACCCUCCAGACUGGAAGGACAUGCAAUAUCUCGCCAAAAUCAUACCGCGUGUGUGCCACAAUGUUAACAGGGUUUGCUACGCUUUCGGAGGUAUAAUAAAAGAGCAAGUCACAGACAUUACGCCUACGUUCCUUACACAACACGUCAUUUCCACACUCCGCCAGGCAGACGAUCUCGCAACUCAGGUACUGAUCUCCAGCGGGUACGCGGGCCGCAUCGCGCAGAUGCCGGUGGUGCUGAUCCCGAUCCACUUCGACCGCGACGCGGCCGUGCGCGCGCCGUCGUGCCAGCGCUCGCUGGUGCUGCGCCCGUUCCUCACCGGCGACUUCAUGACGGGCGUUGCCGCACUGCCCUCGUCCGACUCCAUGCCGCAGGACGUUGUCGACAGGAUGCGUAAGGAGCUGAUGAGCGUCCCUGGAAUAUCGCGUGUGCUCUAUGAUCUGACGCCUAAGCCACCAGCUACUACCGAGUGGGAAUGA